AUGGGCCUCUGUGGCUCUGUACCGGAGGCGAUGCAGGUUUUCUUCAGGACCACCGUCGGCCUCCUCUUUAGUUUCCUUCUGGGCUACACUUCUUCGUUUCUGCUGGUGCGACAGGAGAAGUUCUACGAAGCAAUGUACUCAGAGUCCGCCGUGCUGACUCAGCUUCUCGAGGAGGCCCCCUUGCUGCUGGAUCCUUCUGACUUGCAGGUCUUCGUGAAGAUGGUGCGGCUGUACCUGGCUUCGAGCACUUGGCGAAACGCGAGCUUCAUCCCCUCCGAGCUGGUGGCGCGGGCUCUUCGUUCUGACAGGGACCCCGUGGAAGAGAUGACACGACUCCUCGUGGGCUUACCAGGCCCAGGCGCUGCACGCCUCCUUGAUGUGAUCUCCGCCUUGCGAGCUGCCAGAGCUCGGAAGUACUCGUCCAUGCAGCGCAUCAUCCCCACUUCCCAGUUCGGCGUACUCGUUUUGUUGGGCUUACUGAUCACGCUUUCGCCGUUCCUCGACGGAAAUGGCGACAGCUCGGUGCUUGCACAAUAUCUGUACGGAGCGCUGGUGGAAGUUCUGAUCUUUGUCAUCGUCUACGUUGGUGGUGGGCCAGGUCUUGGCGUCUACACCACCGACCAGGAGCGUGCAACGAUUCUCGAUGCCCUCAUGGAGCUGAUUGACAAGACUGAAGCCAGAGCCAAACGCGAAAGCCAAGGCGCCUCUGGCGAGAAGCAGAAAGCGGCUGCGAGCGCAAGAUGA
Symbiodinium natans is the source of this 744-nucleotide messenger RNA. NCBI's taxonomy places the organism in Eukaryota, Dinophyceae, Suessiales, Symbiodiniaceae. The record is from the annotation of a GenBank genome assembly.